Lemur catta (Ring-tailed lemur) is the source of this 6120-nucleotide messenger RNA. RefSeq names its product sodium voltage-gated channel alpha subunit 3 (gene SCN3A). The coding region runs from base 1 to 5958 and encodes 1985 amino acids. Gene Ontology annotation, cellular component: axon; voltage-gated sodium channel complex; plasma membrane. Lineage: Eukaryota; Metazoa; Chordata; Mammalia; Primates; Lemuridae. Gene Ontology annotation, biological process: sodium ion transmembrane transport; membrane depolarization during action potential; neuronal action potential. The record is from RefSeq and is a predicted model, not a curated record. Gene Ontology annotation, molecular function: voltage-gated sodium channel activity; protein binding. The transcript is spliced from 26 exons.
AUGGCACAGGCACUGCUGGUACCCCCGGGACCCGAAAGCUUCCGCCUUUUUACUAGAGAAUCUCUUGCUGCUAUUGAAAAACGUGCUGCAGAAGAGAAAGCCAAGAAGCCCAAAAAAGAACAAGACAAUGAUGACGAAAACAAACCAAAGCCAAACAGUGACUUGGAAGCUGGGAAGAACCUUCCAUUUAUUUAUGGAGACAUUCCUCCAGGGAUGGUGUCAGAGCCUCUGGAGGACCUGGACCCCUACUAUAUCAAUAAGAAAACUUUUAUAGUAAUGAAUAAAGGGAAGGCAAUUUUCCGAUUCAGUGCCACCUCUGCCUUGUAUAUUUUAACUCCACUAAACCCUGUUAGGAAAAUUGCUAUUAAGAUUUUGGUACAUUCUUUAUUCAGCAUGCUUAUCAUGUGCACUAUUUUGACCAACUGUGUAUUUAUGACCUUGAGUAACCCUCCAGACUGGACCAAGAAUGUAGAGUACACAUUCACUGGAAUCUAUACCUUUGAGUCACUUAUAAAAAUCUUGGCAAGAGGGUUUUGCUUAGAAGAUUUUACAUUCCUUCGUGAUCCAUGGAACUGGCUGGAUUUCAGUGUCAUUGUGAUGGCAUAUGUGACAGAGUUUGUGGACCUGGGCAAUGUCUCAGCGUUGAGAACAUUCAGAGUUCUCCGAGCACUGAAAACAAUUUCAGUCAUUCCAGGUUUAAAGACCAUUGUGGGGGCCCUGAUCCAGUCGGUGAAGAAGCUGUCUGACGUCAUGAUCCUGACUGUGUUCUGUCUGAGCGUGUUUGCUCUAAUUGGGCUGCAGCUGUUCAUGGGCAACCUGAGGAAUAAAUGUUUACAAUGGCCCCCAAGCGAUUCUGCUUUUGAAACCAACACUACUUCCUACUUUAAUGGCACAAUGGAUUCAAACGGGACAUUUGUUAAUGUAACAAUGAGCACAUUUAACUGGAAGGAUUACAUUGGAGAUGAAAGUCACUUUUACGUUUUGGAUGGACAAAAAGACCCUUUACUCUGUGGAAAUGGCUCAGAUGCUGGCCAGUGUCCAGAAGGAUACAUCUGUGUGAAGGCUGGUCGAAACCCCAAUUAUGGCUACACAAGCUUUGACACCUUUAGCUGGGCUUUCUUGUCACUAUUUCGACUCAUGACUCAAGACUACUGGGAGAAUCUUUACCAGUUGACGUUACGUGCUGCUGGAAAAACAUACAUGAUAUUUUUUGUCCUGGUUAUUUUCUUGGGUUCUUUUUAUUUGGUGAAUUUGAUCCUGGCUGUGGUGGCCAUGGCCUAUGAGGAACAGAACCAGGCAACACUGGAAGAGGCAGAACAGAAAGAGGCUGAAUUUCAGCAGAUGCUCGAACAGCUUAAAAAGCAACAGGAAGAAGCUCAGGUACGGAAUGUUGCUGCAGCAUCAGCUGCUUCAAGAGAUUUCAGUGGAAUGGGUGGGUUAGGAGAGCUCUUGGAAAGUUCUUCAGAAGCAUCAAAGUUAAGCUCCAAAAGUGCUAAGGAGUGGAGGAACCGAAGGAAGAAAAGAAGACAGAGGGAACACGUAGAAGGGAACAACAAAGGAGAGGGAGACAGGUUUCCCAAAUCUGAAUCUGAAGACAGUGUCAAAAGAAGAAGCUUCCUUUUCUCCAUGGAUGGAAACCGACUGAGUGGCGAUAAGAAAUUCUGCUCCCCCCAUCAGUCUCUGUUGAGUAUCCGUGGCUCCCUGUUUUCCCCAAGACGCAAUAGCAAAACAAGCAUUUUCAGCUUCAGAGGUCGGGCAAAGGAUGUUGGGUCUGAAAAUGACUUUGCUGAUGAUGAGCACAGCACAUUUGAAGACAGCGAAAGCAGGAGAGACUCACUGUUUGUGCCGCACAGACAUGGAGAGCGACGCAACAGUAACGUUAGUCAGGCCAGUAUGUCAUCCAGGAUGGUGCCAGGGCUUCCAGCAAAUGGGAAGAUGCACAGCACUGUGGAUUGCAAUGGUGUGGUUUCCUUGGGCACCACCACUGAAACGGAAGUCAGAAAGAGAAGGCUAAGUUCUUACCAGAUUUCAAUGGAGAUGCUGGAGGAUUCCUCUGGAAGGCAAAGAGCCAUGAGUAUAGCCAGCAUUCUGACCAACACAAUGGAGGAACUUGAAGAAUCUAGACAGAAAUGUCCACCAUGCUGGUAUAGAUUUGCCAAUGUGUUCUUGAUCUGGGACUGCUGUGAUGCAUGGUUAAAAGUAAAACAUUUUGUGAAUUUAAUUGUUAUGGAUCCAUUUGUUGAUCUUGCCAUCACUAUUUGCAUUGUCUUAAAUACCCUGUUUAUGGCCAUGGAGCACUACCCCAUGACUGAUCAAUUCAGUAGUGUGCUGACUGUAGGAAACCUGGUCUUCACUGGGAUCUUCACAGCAGAAAUGGUUCUCAAGAUCAUUGCCAUGGAUCCCUACUAUUAUUUCCAAGAGGGCUGGAAUAUCUUUGAUGGAAUUAUUGUCAGCCUCAGUUUAAUGGAGCUUGGUCUGUCAAAUGUGGAAGGAUUGUCUGUACUGCGAUCAUUCAGACUGCUUCGAGUUUUCAAGUUGGCAAAAUCCUGGCCCACACUAAAUAUGCUGAUUAAGAUCAUUGGCAAUUCUGUGGGGGCUCUGGGAAACCUCACGUUGGUGUUGGCCAUCAUUGUCUUCAUUUUUGCCGUGGUUGGCAUGCAGCUGUUUGGUAAGAGCUACAAAGAAUGUGUCUGCAAGAUCUCCAGUGACUGUCAACUUCCACGCUGGCACAUGAACGACUUCUUCCACUCCUUCCUGAUUGUGUUCCGCGUGCUGUGUGGAGAGUGGAUAGAGACCAUGUGGGAUUGUAUGGAAGUCGCUGGACAAACCAUGUGCCUUAUUGUUUUCAUGUUGGUCAUGGUCAUUGGAAAUCUAGUGGUUCUGAACCUCUUUCUGGCCUUAUUGUUGAGUUCAUUUAGCUCAGACAACCUUGCUGCUACUGAUGAUGAUAAUGAAAUGAACAAUCUCCAGAUUGCAGUAGGAAGAAUGCAAAAGGGAAUAGAUUAUGUGAAAAAUCAGAUACGGGAGUGUUUCCAAAAGGCCUUUUUUAGAAAGCCAAAAGUUAUAGAAAUCCACGAAGGCAACAAAAUAGAUAGCUGCAUGUCCAAUAAUACUGGAAUUGAAAUAAGCAAAGAACUUAAUUAUCUUAAAGAUGGGAAUGGAACCACCAGUGGUGUAGGUACCGGAAGCAGUGUUGAAAAAUAUGUAAUCGAUGAAAAUGAUUAUAUGUCAUUCAUAAACAACCCCAGCCUCACUGUAACAGUGCCAAUUGCUGUUGGAGAGUCUGACUUUGAAAACUUAAAUACUGAAGAGUUCAGCAGUGAAUCGGAACUAGAAGAAAGCAAAGAGAAAUUAAAUGCAACCAGCUCAUCUGAAGGAAGCACAGUUGAUGUUGCUCCACCCAGAGAAGGUGAACAAGCUGAAAUUGAACCUGAGGAAGACCUUAAACCAGAAGCUUGUUUUACUGAAGGAUGUAUUAAAAAAUUUCCAUUCUGUCAAGUAAGUACAGAAGAAGGCAAAGGAAAGAUCUGGUGGAAUCUUCGGAAAACCUGCUACAGCAUUGUUGAGCACAACUGGUUUGAGACUUUCAUUGUCUUCAUGAUCCUUCUCAGUAGUGGUGCUUUGGCAUUUGAAGAUAUAUACAUUGAACAGCGAAAGACUAUCAAAACCAUGCUAGAAUAUGCUGACAAGGUCUUCACCUAUAUAUUCAUUCUGGAAAUGCUUCUCAAAUGGGUAGCUUAUGGAUUUCAAACAUAUUUCACUAAUGCCUGGUGCUGGCUAGAUUUUUUGAUCGUUGAUGUUUCCUUGGUUAGCUUGGUAGCCACUGCUCUUGGCUACUCAGAACUUGGUGCCAUCAAAUCCCUACGGACACUAAGAGCUUUAAGACCUCUAAGAGCCUUAUCCCGCUUUGAAGGCAUGAGGGUGGUGGUGAAUGCUCUUGUAGGAGCGAUUCCCUCUAUCAUGAAUGUGCUGUUGGUUUGUCUCAUUUUCUGGCUAAUCUUUAGCAUCAUGGGUGUGAAUUUGUUCGCUGGCAAGUUCUACCACUGUGUUAACACGACAACGGGUGACAUGUUUGAAGUUAGUGAAGUCAACAAUUUUAGCGACUGUCAGGCUCUUGGCAAGCAAGCUCGGUGGAAAAAUGUGAAAGUAAACUUUGAUAAUGUUGGUGCUGGCUAUCUCGCAUUGCUUCAAGUGGCGACAUUUAAAGGCUGGAUGGAUAUUAUGUAUGCAGCUGUUGAUUCAAGAGAUGUUAAACUUCAGCCUGAAUAUGAAGAAAAUCUGUAUAUGUAUUUAUAUUUUGUCAUCUUUAUCAUCUUUGGGUCGUUCUUCACUCUGAAUCUAUUCAUUGGUGUCAUCAUAGAUAACUUCAACCAGCAGAAAAAGAAGUUCGGAGGUCAAGACAUUUUUAUGACAGAGGAACAGAAAAAAUAUUACAAUGCAAUGAAGAAACUUGGAUCCAAGAAACCUCAGAAACCCAUACCUCGGCCAGCAAACAAAUUCCAAGGAAUGGUCUUUGAUUUUGUAACCAGACAAGUCUUUGAUAUCAGCAUCAUGAUCCUCAUCUGCCUCAACAUGGUCACCAUGAUGGUGGAAACUGAUGACCAGGGCAAAUAUAUGACCCUAGUUUUGUCCCGGAUCAACCUCGUAUUCAUAGUCCUGUUCACUGGAGAAUUUGUGCUAAAGCUUAUCUCUCUCAGAUACUACUACUUCACUAUAGGCUGGAACAUCUUUGAUUUUGUGGUGGUGAUUCUCUCCAUUGUAGGUAUGUUUCUGGCCGAGCUGAUAGAAAAGUAUUUUGUGUCCCCGACCCUGUUCCGUGUGAUCCGUCUUGCCAGGAUUGGCCGAAUCCUACGUCUGAUCAAAGGAGCGAAGGGGAUCCGCACGCUGCUCUUUGCUCUGAUGAUGUCCCUUCCUGCGUUGUUUAACAUCGGCCUCCUGCUCUUCCUGGUCAUGUUCAUCUACGCCAUCUUUGGAAUGUCCAACUUUGCCUAUGUUAAAAAGGAAGCUGGAAUUGAUGACAUGUUCAACUUUGAGACUUUUGGCAACAGCAUGAUCUGCCUGUUCCAAAUCACCACCUCUGCUGGCUGGGAUGGAUUGCUGGCACCUAUUCUCAACAGUGCGCCUCCCGACUGUGACCCUGACGCAAUUCACCCUGGAAGCUCAGUCAAGGGAGACUGUGGGAACCCAUCUGUUGGGAUUUUCUUUUUUGUCAGUUACAUCAUCAUAUCCUUUCUGGUUGUGGUGAACAUGUACAUCGCCGUCAUCCUGGAGAACUUCAGUGUUGCUACUGAAGAAAGUGCAGAGCCCCUGAGUGAGGAUGACUUUGAGAUGUUCUAUGAGGUUUGGGAGAAGUUUGAUCCUGAUGCAACCCAGUUUAUAGAGUUCUGCAAGCUCUCAGAUUUUGCAGCUGCUCUGGAUCCUCCUCUUCUCAUAGCAAAACCAAACAAAGUUCAGCUCAUUGCCAUGGAUCUGCCCAUGGUCAGUGGCGACCGGAUCCACUGCCUUGAUAUUUUAUUUGCCUUUACAAAGCGUGUUUUGGGUGAGAGUGGAGAGAUGGAUGCCCUUCGAAUACAGAUGGAAGACCGGUUCAUGGCAUCGAACCCCUCCAAAGUCUCUUAUGAGCCCAUCACAACCACUUUGAAACGUAAACAAGAGGAGGUGUCUGCUGCUAUCAUUCAGCGUAAUUUCAGAAGUUAUCUUUUAAGGCAAAGGUUAAAAAAGCUAGUAAGUAAAUAUGAUAAAGAGACAAUCAGAGGGAGGAUUGACUUACCUAUUAAAGCAGACAUGAUUAUUGACAAAUUAAACGGUAACUCGACCCCAGAAAAAACAGAUGGAAGCUCCUCUACCACCUCUCCUCCUUCCUAUGAUAGUGUAACAAAACCAGACAAAGAAAAAUUUGAGAAAGACAAACCAGAAAAAGAAAGCAAAGGGAAAGAGGUCAGAGAAAAUCAAAAGUGAAAAGAAACAAAGAAUUAUCUUUAUGAUCAAUUGUUUACAGCCUAUGAAGGUAAAGUAUAUGUGUCAACUGGACUUCUUGAGGAGGUCCAUGCCAAACUGACUGUUCUAACAAAUACUCAUGGUCAGUGCCUAUACAAGACAGUGACCUCUGUCACUGCAACU